CCUCUCUAAUCCCCAAUUCAUUUCUCUUGGUCGAAGCCCUAAUCCUUUCUAUCGUUCCCUCAGCUUCCCCAAUCCUUCUGGCUUUGCAUUUCAUCGUCGCUCUCCGAUCGUUCUCAACCUUACAGAUGGUGCCUUCGCCAUCUCUGGUCGCGGAGUAUGCGAAAUCCGGCCGGUCCUCCUGCAAAGGCUGCGGGAAAUCCAUUCCUUCUGGAUCUCUGAGACUGGGUUUGUCCAUUAAGGAUCCCCGAGGGUUCAAUUCCACCAAAUGGCAUCAUGUGGGUUGCUUCUCUUCUCAGUCCCACCCCAUUGUCGCCAAGGAGAUCAAGGGGUUCUCUUCACUCAAGGGGCCUGAUCAGGAUGCUUUGAGGACGUUGGAGGCUGGCGGAAAGUCUGGCCCUUCAUCUGCAAAGGCCCUACAGGGUGGUGUAAGGGACAAUGAUGGUGUUGAUGGUAGCGAGAGUGAUUCUGAAGAGUUGAAGGAGAAGAGUUUGAAGAAGCGGAAGUUUGACUCUGAGCAAGAAGAACGUAAGGAAAAGGACAUAAAUGAGCCAAAGAUGAUUGGAGAUGGCAAUAAAAAUGAUUUGGCUGUAGCUUUUUCUGUGUCUGAUAUUAAGAACACGUAUAAGGAUGCUAAACUUCCACCAAAAUGGAAGGCUUUUCAAACGGUUAUUUUUCAUGAGCAGGAAGAUGGCCUUCAUAGUUCAGAAAAAAUUGCUGCAUUUGAUUUUGAUGGAUGUCUUGCAAAUACGACUGUUUAUAGAGUAGAUCCAGAUGACUGGUCUCUGAUGCAUCCAUCUAUCCCAGAGAAACUGCAAAGCCUAUAUGAUAGUGGCUAUAAGCUGGUGAUUUUCACUAAUGAGGCCAACAUUGAAAGGUGGAAGAAUAAGCGGCAGGUCGCAGUUAACUUUAAAAUAAGAAUGCUUGAGAACUUUAUGAAGCUUGUUAAGCUGCCUAUCCAGGUUUUCAUAGCUUGUGGGCUACCACUAAAUAAAAGAAAUCUAACUGAAGACCCGUUUCGCAAGCCAAAGCCUGGAAUGUGGAGAUUAAUGGAAGAGAACUUCAAUUCUGGCAUAGCAAUAGACAGGAAUCAAUCCUUUUAUGUCGGUGAUGCUGCUGGGAGACCCAAUGACCACAGCGAUGCUGACAUUAAAUUUGCUCAAGUUUGAUGCAUUCUCUUGCAUUUCUUUGUUUUGCAUUGCUCUUUCCAAAGCUAUAAUUUCAGCUACUUCAAUCAUAGUUUUUCAUAGCUGCUGAACUUUAAUUUUAUUGUAUGUCUCUUAGUUGCUUGCUGAUCAUGCAUCUUUUCUAAAAAACACCCGUCAAAUCUUUGGUGAUAUGCAGGCGUAUUGCCUACUUAUGACAAGGGAAUAUAUGAUAGAUACUUAUGACCAGGAAAUAUAUGAUAGACCAGCCAGAGAUGCCAUUUUCUUUGUGCUCUCUAGUUGAUGGCAAUUGUGCUUAAAAUGUUGUAUUGUGAGAGUUUCAGGGUUUGAUUGAAAAUUUGUUAAACUUUAUUAGAUACCAGUAUCAGCUUGAAUUUUCACCCGUCUUGAACCUUCCUAUGUGACCUUUGCAAACUUUACUAUUUUUCACUUCCCACUGUGAGAUAUAGCAAAGACAUUAUAUGGGACAUCCAAACUUUUUGUAUAAGAUGCAUGUAACACAAUUUGCAAGUGAACUGGGGUAAGUUUCAACGCAUAU
Molecule: messenger RNA, 1701 nt
Organism: Dioscorea cayenensis subsp. rotundata (Guinea yam)
Lineage: Eukaryota; Viridiplantae; Streptophyta; Magnoliopsida; Dioscoreales; Dioscoreaceae
Product: polynucleotide 3'-phosphatase ZDP
Exons: 11
Coding region: 126-1166 (346 amino acids)
Biological process (GO): DNA repair
Molecular function (GO): polynucleotide 3'-phosphatase activity; ATP-dependent polydeoxyribonucleotide 5'-hydroxyl-kinase activity; double-stranded DNA binding
Source: RefSeq, a predicted model, not a curated record